Molecule: messenger RNA, 417 nt
Organism: Sphenostylis stenocarpa
Lineage: Eukaryota; Viridiplantae; Streptophyta; Magnoliopsida; Fabales; Fabaceae
Source: the annotation of a GenBank genome assembly
AUGCCUGGAACUCUGGUUUUGGGUGGGAAGUGCCAAAGGUACUUUAUUUUUGGGUCAAAACUCAAGAAACUUCAUUUAAAGGCAUUCCUCUCUGGGACACUUGAACUUGCAUCAGAAUCUAAAGUAGAGAGUGGGGUGGAGGAGCAGCUAGGAGAGAAAGUGAAGCAGCACACAGACAGACAAGGGGCUUUGGGCAGAGAGCCUGCAAUUAAAAAUGACAGUAAAUUUUGUUUUGUGUUUGGAUUUAGAGCACCACAUACCCAAAGGGCCAGUGCCAGAUCAGAUGCACUUCCUGCAAUUUUAAAUACUGCACUAUUUACAUUCAGAGUACAGCAAUGUAAUGAAGGGAACGAAAUCCCUUCCUUGGAGUGGCAGCAUCAGCUUCUUGGACAUCCUGUUCUCUCUCGCUUCAUAUAA